Messenger RNA from Triticum urartu, 571 nucleotides. NCBI's taxonomy places the organism in Eukaryota, Viridiplantae, Streptophyta, Magnoliopsida, Poales, Poaceae. The record is from RefSeq and is a predicted model, not a curated record.
UAAGACGUAGCGGUGCUUAACCAUGGACAGCCCCGGGAGCGAGCCGGCACAUGCGUUUGCAAUUGCACACCGGCCACUCAAAGUGUACCUGACCUGAGGACAGGGACCCCGCUUCGCGAGGAGAGGAGAUCACAAGGUUCAGACUUCAGAUCCGGAAUGGCGUCGAUCUCGAGCCCGCUGCCGGUGGCCUGGUACCCCGCUCUGGCCGUCCUCACGGUCGCCGUCGGCCUCAUGCUCACCGCCUCCUUCUUCAUUUAUGAAGCGACCAUAUCCACGCGCAGCCGAAGCUUAGCCAAGGAGCUCACCACCGCAGCUGUUGCUUCCGUUUUUCUGGGUUUUGGAUCUCUUUUCGUUCUCCUCGCAAGUGGUGUUUAUGUCUGACAAGGGACUUGCAGCCUAUACCUACAUGGACAUCCAAGAAUUUCUCUAGGGGAAAGGACAUCAAAGAUUGAAAAUUCGUGUUUACAUGUAGUCUUGUGUUUAGAAGUUUAUUUCAGUUAACCCUCACUUCUCAUGUUACAUGACAUAUUACUAUUAUAAUACAAAUACAGAACAGAAAGAUUGAAGUGCC